Molecule: messenger RNA, 1338 nt
Organism: Salvelinus namaycush (lake trout)
Lineage: Eukaryota; Metazoa; Chordata; Actinopteri; Salmoniformes; Salmonidae
Gene: tfap2c
Product: transcription factor AP-2 gamma (activating enhancer binding protein 2 gamma)
Exons: 7
Coding region: 1-1338 (445 amino acids)
Biological process (GO): regulation of cell population proliferation; regulation of transcription by RNA polymerase II; anatomical structure development
Cellular component (GO): nucleus
Molecular function (GO): RNA polymerase II transcription regulatory region sequence-specific DNA binding; DNA-binding transcription factor activity, RNA polymerase II-specific
Source: RefSeq, a predicted model, not a curated record
AUGCUGUGGAAACUAGCAGAUAACGUGAAGUACGAGGAUGACUGUGAGGAAAGGCACGACGGGAGUAGCAAUGGGAACCCCCGGUUACCUCACCUCCCCGCAGUGAGCCAGCACAUUUACAGCCCGUCACCGUCCCUCUCCCACUCCGCCAACUCAGACUUCCAACCCCCGUACUUCCCGCCUCCAUACCAGCCUAUAUCAUACCCCCAGUCUAGUGACCCCUACUCACACCUCGGCGACCCUUUCAACAUCAACUCCAUACACCAGUCGUCCUCUAACCAACAGCAGUCAUGGCCGGGGCGACAUGGUCAAGAAGGACUGGGACCUCAUUCGCGAAGCGGACUCGCGAGCCAGAUUCUGGGCCUGGACGGCGGCUCGUCCGGCUUGAGGAGAGAAGGCUUCCGUCGGCCAGAGCUGUUACCGCCUCACGCCCAUAGCAUUGAGUCAACCAUCAUUGGUGAUAACAUAGGACUGCAUGAAAUGGGCCAUGGCCUGGAUGAUGUUCAACAUGUAGAUGACCACAGUAUUAUAAUGGCAGAUCAGACAGUCAUCAAAAAAGGCCCCGUGUCCCUCCCCAAGGGCAACUCAUUGGGCCUGCCCUUCCAGAAGGAGUCCCUGUUAGGCAUGGUGUCCAACCCCACCGAGGUGUUCUGCUCAGUGCCUGGACGUCUCUCGCUUCUCAGCUCCACCUCCAAGUACAAGGUGACUGUGGCAGAGGUGCAGCGGCGUCUGUCUCCUCCCGAAUGCCUCAACGCCUCUUUGCUGGGGGGAGUCCUACGUAGAGCCAAGUCUAAAAAUGGUGGCCGGUCAUUGAGAGAGAAGCUGGACAAGAUUGGGCUCAACCUGCCCGCUGGAAGGAGAAAGGCUGCUAAUGUCACCCUGUUAACUGCACUGGUAGAAGGAGAAGCCGUUCACUUAGCAAGGGAUUUUGGCUACUCGUGUGAGACAGAGUUCCCGGCAAAGGCCAUCGCUGAAUACCUUGGUCGACCACACGUGGAACGUAAUGAGGUCAACUCCCGCAAGAACAUGCUCCUUGCUGCUAAGCAAAUCUGUAAAGAGUUCACCGAUCUGCUGACUCAGGACCGUUCGCCUCUGGGGAACACGCGGCCGGCGCCCAUCCUGGAUCAGGGCAUCCAGGGCUGCCUGACCCACUUCAGCCUCAUCACCCACGGCUUCGGCUCGCCAGCCAUCUGCGCCGCCAUGACCUCCCUCCAGAACUACCUGAAUGAGGCCCUCAAACAGGUGGACAAAAUGUACCUGAGCUCGGGCAGCGACACGCAGGGCUCCUCCGACAACGGUAGCAAAGCCUCUGACAAAAUGGAGAAGCACAGGAAAUGA